Molecule: messenger RNA, 588 nt
Organism: Knipowitschia caucasica
Lineage: Eukaryota; Metazoa; Chordata; Actinopteri; Gobiiformes; Gobiidae
Source: the annotation of a GenBank genome assembly
AUGGUGUAUACGGCAGCUUUGCUGUUCAGCCCUGGAAUCCCGCUGCUCCCGGAGGAAACCACUGCGGCUCACCUGAUCGACUUCUCCCCCGAGAACAUGCACUCAUCCCGGCGAGGCAGUGUGGAGAGCUGCGAGGACCAUGACAACGGCUCUCUGUGCGGCUCAGUGGAGGAGGAAGAGCGUCUCCUUCAUCACGCCAUAACUCGACAGCUGGAGCGGUGUCUGACGGCCUCAAAGUCCUCGGCUCUGAAAUGCCAGGCCCUGAUGCUUCCCUGUCACAUGACCAGCAGAGUGUCCCAAGACGUGAUCCGCGCCUCCGCCGACGAGCCCUGUGGCCUCCGCGGGGCCUUCGUCAGGGUCUACGCAGAGACCAAAGCCGGGCUGACAUUCCUGGGUGCCUUCUCUCCGGACCCCAGCGUCACUCCCACCUUCGAGCUGUCCGUGUGGUUCAAGAUGGAGGAGCGAGGCUGGACCACGCUCAAACGCAUAUUUGAACCCAGAAAAACGGUGAAGCUCCGGGCGGAGUACAGGCUGGUGAAGAGGAAGCUCUACUCUUCGGCGAGUCCGGUCAUUCACGAUUUCAACUAG